UAAAGCCCAUCAUAAGUCAGCUCUUAUAUCGCUUGUUCUGAUUUGCAUAAUUUGUCUUGGAGCAAGCAGAAAACUUCUUUUUCUUUCUCCCACUUGGCAUGAAAUAUGUGAUUUCGUUAACAAGGAAACGAAUUGACAUUAUUAUUAUUAUUAUUAUUAUAUAUGCGUAUUCGGAAGCGCAAACCUCUUAUGAUUUUCUUGAAUCAAUAGUGUAAAGACGUUAAACCAGGCAAGGGCAGAUUGCACCCAGAAAAAUUUCAAUGUUGAAACGAAGUGAGCCCAGCGCUUGUAGCUACAAAUGGUUUUACUCGCAUGAUGGGGCUGAACUCUUUACAUCCAUAGAAUCUGUCUUGCUUGCUCAAGGCACCUGUUGGACUCGUUCCCUCUUCAUCUAUCUGGUUUUUUUUUUUUUUUUCUUAGUAAACGUAUUACGUUGAGGGUUUGAAUUGGUAACUUAUAACAGGAUAACGAGUUUUAUAAUUUAACCUAUUAUAGUGUGCAAGUGGAGACCGUUUGUUAACUAAACUAAUUUAAAAUUGAAGAUCUAAUGUCAUCUUGUGGAGUGAUUACAUGGUGAAGGGCACAUGGCCACCACCAUUAUUCUGACCAAACCCCAGAACUUCUACUUAUUUUAGUCCAGUCAAUCCAAUGAAUUAACUAGCAUAUGAUGAAGAUGAGUUUUUAAUAUUUUGCUUAUAUUUCUUCCAUAUGCAAGACUAAACCUAUUUACUUUGUGGUUGUUUUGCUUAAAAUUGGACAGCCUAAACCCACUCUUAAGUCCUUCAAUUCCACAUUCCUUCUGUUGAUAGUUAGCACUCAGACAUCCUCAACACUAUUUUCAGAAACUUAUGCAUGCCUGCUCUCUUUAAGUCCUAAGCAUGGAUCCUCUUGAAACCAAAGAGCUUGUUGAGAAGAAAGGUCUCAAUGAUCCCUCCUUACAGUCUUUACCCAUCUCACAACAAAAUGGACAUCACCCAUUGGAUCAAACAGCAACAAAAAGCAAUAGUCCUUUGUCGAUCUUCCUGGAGCCAUUUCAAUGGCUACAAAUGCUCUCUUCCCAGCUAAACCCAACCUUCAUUUUUGGAGUAGUUCUCGUUUACGGCCUAAGCCAAGGCUUCUCUGGAUCUUUCUUCAAAGUGGUCACUGAUUAUUAUUGGAAAGACAUCCAAAAAGUCCAGCCAUCCGUGGUGCAACUUUAUAUAGGCUUAUACUAUAUCCCAUGGAUCAUGAAACCAAUUUGGGGUCUCUUCACUGAUGUUUUUCCUAUUGCGGGCUACAAAAGAAGGCCGUAUUUUGCGGUGGCUGGGAUUCUUGGAUGUGUCUCGGCAUUGACGGUUGCUCUCCUAGGGAAGUUGCCGGCUGCAGUGGCGUUGAGUUGCUUGAUAGGUGUGACUGCCGGGGUUGCUAUAGCAGAUGUGACCAUUGAUGCUUGUAUUGCUAGAAAUAGCAUUGAAAUGAGGUCCUUGGCUCCAGAUAUGCAAAGCCUUUGUGGGUUUUGUUCCUCUGUUGGUGCUUUGGUCGGGUACUUGUCCAGUGGCUUUUUCGUUCAUCAUCUUGGACCUCAGAAAGCGUUGGUUCUCUUGGCAAUCCCACCGGCGUUGUUGAUAUUGCUGGGCUUUGUAAUUUAUGAAGUGAGAUCUACCAGCGUCCGAUCUGAGAAGAAGAAGGCAGUGGAAGAUUUAGGAGUAGCAGUGAAGGGCAUGUACAAAACAAUGAAGUUCACUCAAGUUUGGAAGCCAUCUCUGUACAUGUAUCUAUCUUUAGCUCUCAGUAUCAGCACCCAUGAAGGCCAGUUCUACUGGUACACAGAUCCUAAAGCUGGUCCUGCAUUCUCACAGGAGUUUGUUGGGAUAAUCUAUGCAAUUGGUGCCAUGGCUUCCAUAGUAGGAGUUGUAAUAUAUCAGAAGGCUCUGAAAAACUACCCAUUUAGAAACCUACUCUUUUUUGCCCAACUUCUAUAUGGGCUAUCAGGAAUGCUGGAUAUCAUCUUCAUCCUGAGAUGGAAUUUAGUCCUUGGAAUUCCAGAUUCAUUCUUUGUUAUUUCUGAAGAAUGUGUGUCUCGAAUCGUAAGCAGAAUAAGGUGGAUGCCAAUGAUCGUAUUAAGCACUCGGCUAUGCCCUCUAGGCAUUGAAGGGACUUUUUUUGCACUGCUGAUGUGCAUUGAUAGCCUUGGAACCUUGUCUUCCAAAUGGGGUGGAGGAAUUAUUCUUCAUUUGUUGCAUGUUACAAGGACUGAUUUCAGAAACUUGUGGUUGGUCAUCCUUAUAAGAAAUGUUUUGAGGCUUGGAACUCUAUGUUUGAUUUUUCUUAUCCCUAAGGCUGAUCAAACGGAUGAUUUGAUUCCAGCUGAUAUUUUGGCUGCAACUACUUCAGAUGAUGAUGAUGGCUUACAGCUUGUCCCUGUGAAUGAGAGGAAUGAUAAUGAACAAAUAUAGUUGAUUAUUA
Messenger RNA from Hevea brasiliensis (rubber tree), 2445 nucleotides. Its product is annotated as probable folate-biopterin transporter 6. NCBI's taxonomy places the organism in Eukaryota, Viridiplantae, Streptophyta, Magnoliopsida, Malpighiales, Euphorbiaceae. Gene Ontology annotation, cellular component: membrane. The transcript is spliced from 4 exons. The coding region runs from base 879 to 2435 and encodes 518 amino acids. The record is from RefSeq and is a predicted model, not a curated record.